GUCUCGUCGACACGAAGGGGAUUGGCAAGCCCACGACGAUGGGCGACGAUCAAGAGAAGUUCGGGGCUUGGAAUCGCAAGAUGGAGAACUACGUGAUAGGCGUGUACGGAGAGAGCUUUCGUCCCGUUCUUCGGUGGGCUGCAGAAGCCGAACGCCCCGUGACGAUCGAGGGGGCACAGGCGGCGCACGACGGAGUACCAGAGCUGGAGACCAAGGUCAACCAGCUGUACGCGGCGCUGAUCAGCACGACGGCGGACGGCAGCGAGAGCAACGACCUCGUGAUGGGCGCCCCCGAUGGGAACGGUCUCGAAGCCUGGCGGAAGCUCCACCGCAGGUGGGAUCCGACGACAGGUCCGAGGAAGAGGCUGAUCCUGAGGUCGAUCAUCUCGCCUCCGAAGUGCAGCGCGGACGAGCUGGGAUCAGCCUUAGAGAAGUGGAUCCAGCAGAUAGGCAGGCACGAACGCCGCCAAGGAGAAGAUGGUCUAGCCGAGCUGCCGGAGGAUAUCAAGAUGGCGGCCCUCGAGAUGCUCGUGCCUCAGGACAUCGAGAACCACCUCGUCCUCAACAAGCAUCGGCUCGUCACAUUCCAGGACAGUCUGAACGAGGUGAUGACUAUCGUGGAGGCUCGGACCGGCGUGAAGAUCAAGGAGCCAUCGAUCCGUGCGCGGGCACAUCAUCCGGACGACAUGGACGUAGGGUCAUUCGGAGCCCCGAAGGGCAAAGGCAAAGGCAAGGGCAAGGCAGAUCAGAUGUUCUAUGGGGAACCAUUUGUUAUGAGUUCAGCGGCGAUGGCCAGCAAGAUGGGCACGCAUAGAGGUAUCCCGUCUCUUCGUCGCAUACAGCUCGCUGCCGCUGGGCUCGCCAUGCAGAAGUACAUGCACAAGGAGCUGAUGGAGAGGAUGGUAGCAGCUGUGGUCAAAGAUGGAGGCCAACCCUUGAUGCUCGUGAAACAAGUUCGGUACGACGAGACCCCGAUGAAGAUCAACGUGAAAGACAACAACACGUCAUCUUCUUCUGCAGUCUUGGUUGACAAGCGUGCGUCUAAGCUUGAGAUUCCCAAGUUCAUUGUGGAGUUUUUGAAGAUGGAGUCGUACGAUGCGGUGCCUGCAAAGUUGCUCCAGUCCGAGUGGCGAAUCUCUGCGUUGUUCAAGUUGGGAUCUGGAGAGUACGUGCUGGUCAGUUUCGACGUUUUCGCUCCAGUGCAGGCCUUGGCUUCGACAGCGGCGGAGGACUACGUGGAGGCCCUCAAACGAACGGAGGCAGUCAUAUCUUUCCUUGCAAAUGGCAACUGGGAGAAUACUGAGACCGUCGAACACUGGACCAUGAGCUCGCCGAGGGAGGAGAAGGCAGUGCGACAUUGGUUUCUUUCAUACUUCGUGAAAGCUGUAUGCGGGGCUUCACCCAAAAUAUUUCCGAGAUCCAGGUGGACGGGCUCUGACUUGACUCUCGAUGCACUUGGUCUCUUGGAUGGCAUUCAUGGUCUGGGGACGGUCGCUUUCACGAAAUUUGUGGUCAUCUUGAACAAAGGUGCUGUGCCAAAGUCCUUGCUGCCCGUGCCUGGCCGAGCCGCGGUCGAACUCCCACCCCUCUUGGACACCCACCCUGUCGCAGGCGGCGUCGGUCCAGAAGGUCCGCCAGCUGAUGGAGGCGAUGGGCUUCAGGAAGGCGCGACUGAUGCUGCUAAGAACUACGAAAAGGAGAACAACCAUCAGAGGGAGACCGCUGCGAGAUGGAUGCUGUACGAAUCGCCUCAUGCUUUGGUCGUCGCGCUGCGGGUCACGAUGGAGCCGCUUCGAGUAUUGAUGAAGGAGCUGUUGACGGUGUCGGGGUCCGCGUGGGAGCGCGUGCAACAAGAGAAGCAUUUCGACGAAUCCCAGUCGGUUGGCUUCGGGGACCUUCGCCAGCGAGACUACCGCAUGCUCCUUGCAGCUCAUAAUAAGCACGAGGGUUGCUGCAUCCAAUCACUUUCGAAUUUGUUCUUCGCCGAUGCGGAGUGGGAAGCCGUCCCAGCUGGAUAUCGGCGAGCAGACGUUCAACAUCUUUGUUUCACGCUUGUUUCACGUGCCGCUGCAGAGGUGCAGCACUACCUGAUUGACCACCACCGUGGCUACCCGUACAAGAUGGGCAGGCUGUUCGAUGACCUGUCUUUGGCCGAUGAGGCUAAGGUGCGCAGGACUGGCGUUGGCGGUGUUCAGAGGGCAUUCUUCAGCGAGCAGCUCUCUGCUGGACACACCAUGGAGGAAGCGCAUGCUGAGCUUAGGUCAGCGAACAAGGCACGCACCAAACGGUUGGAGGAAUACAUGUUCAGCCAGCGUGAUGUCGUUGCCUCGCGGAUCCCUGGCUUCGCAGACAUGGGCGUGCCCGUGGACGACGUGCUGCCAACGCCAGCUCUCUCAGAAAUUUUCACGCAUUGGGAUUUUAGUUCUAUUGACUUGCUCGAGAAGGCGAAGCGUCUCGUGGCACUCAGCCCCCACUCGAAAAUUGGCAGGGGCGUCAACGAGGCGGAGUUCCAGAACGACGUCCAGGCGAUGUCCAGGGUGGACCGCUCUUUCAAAUGGCAAGUAUCGUAUUUCAUGUUGAAACCCGACAUGCGCCCAGUUGUCUCUGUCACACCCAAUUGCGUGACAGUGGUGGCCAUGGACGGUGCACUUCUGCGGACAGCGGUCACGAACUUCCGCCACCUCGCUGACAACGCGCUCUCGGAUGACAAGGUCAGGGAGGAGCGUGCCUACCGUGAGAUCGGUGCCAUGGAGGAGCAGGAGUUGGAGGGGCGUUUGAGGGUCCGCAUACCAGCUGAAUUAGAGAUUGUGGCAAGGAGUGCCCUGACAAAUGAUGAUCAGCAGCGGAUCGAUCCCCGAGAACACCAGGGUGACAAGGAUCAGGCACCGCCAAAGAAGAGAAUCAAGGCAGAGGGCGAAGCCCAGGCAGAGGCAUCCAGUGGCGUUGAGAUCUUAGGCGCGCAGUUUGUAGAUCCGUCGCUGAAGUUAGGCGAGCCGUCCCUCAGCCAGCGCCUGCACCCUGAUGCACAGCAGCCGUCACUGGCGCCGCGGCCUAAGCAGUUUACACCGCCUUUGCGUGUGGAGCCGCCGCCUGUUUUGCCUGUGCAGGCCACGGCCACGCCGCCGCAUUUGCCUGCAGAGGUCACGCAGCACCUGCAUCAUCCCCAGGCUGCGGAUUCAGCACCCACCCUUAUCGAGGAAUCUCAGCCAGAUCUCGAUGUUGUUUUGGAUAACAAGGUGCAUGGGCGCUUCGAGAGUUCAGCAGCGGCGCUCCCAGAGUGUCGCGCAGAAGUCGCGGCGGGCUCUUCUAGCAGCAGCAGCGCCCACAGGGCGCCCAUCAUGACCCAGCCUGACUCGCUCGGCGACCCAGCCUUCACCCAGCCUGAACUCUUCGACGGGUCGCCAGCGCACACCAGCUGCAGGGCGAGACCCUGGCCCAUGUCGUCCAGGAAGAGCACCGCAGGCGGGGACGAGCCCGACAGCGUUCGUCCCGCGAAGAAGGGCAGGGGCAGAGGAGUUGCAGCUGCUGUGGAGCGGCCAAUCACCUGCAUGGCCAACAAUGGGAGUUGUGGCAAGGCUACUGCAGGCAACACCGAGCUGUGCCAGAAUCACCUCAACGUGCACGCCCUCGGCUUCGGCUGGAUGGCGCUGGCCGAGUUCAAGGAGGCGAUCAAGAGCGAUCCAGAGUUCAACAAGCAGGUCGAGGCCGCCUUGCGCGUGAAGCUGGGCCUCGAGGAGAAGAAUUUCUUUCAGGAGGAAGUGUCCCUCGACGUCGUCUCAGGCGUUAGGGUCAUCAAGCGGGUCAGGGGUCUCACGGUCAAACGCUUCAAGGAGGUAUUCAACAAGACACCCCAGCAGUGCGGGAAGGUGAUCAGGGACCUCGACGACGGCAAGGGAGGGAAGUACAAGGGCGUGGUCGUGGAGGAUGAGGCCGAUGCCGACGUCAUCUACGAGCUCUUCACGACGACGUACAAGCAUCGGCAGCAGUACAAGCAGAUGGCGAACAACCAGUUGCACGCAUCGCAGGCGCAGACCAUCUUCACUAAGGUCAAGCUGGACGAGUUCAUGGACGUCACCCCCUACAACAACGCGUCCAGCGUGAGCGAGAUCCAGGAAAAGGCGAAGCUGAAGGCUCCAGAGGACGAGUCCCAGGAUGAAGCUGCUGAGGUGAGCGAUGGUGAGAAGUCUCUCGAUGGAUGCCAGCGGACAGCUGCGCCGCUGCUGGCGACAGCCUCGAGCGCAGCACCAAAGAGAGCUGCUAAGACUGCUAAGGGCGGAGGGAGAGGCAAGCGCCCAGCCUCCACCGUCCGCGAGGCAGUCACAGCGUUCACGCCUCCGAGGCAGGACGCUGCGUCCCACGCUGGCAGUGUUGUUGAUCCGUCGCCUUCUCCAGUGCAAUCCGAGGCGAUGUUGCUUGUGAAUGCCAAGAUGGCCAAGACUAGCAUCAGCGAAUGCCUGCAAAGCAGCACUGGGCGCUCGAUGGGCGGGGCCGACGUGCUCAAGCAGAAGCUCAAGGCCAUGGGCGCCACCGCCGAGUUGAAGAUCUGGACUGACCAUGAGGACCAGUACCAGGCGGCCGUGAAGUUGAAGGAAAUGCAGAUCGCGACCGUCUCUCGCAAGGAGCUGGACAGUUGCAUCAAGAAGCUGCGCGACGUGGAACUCCCAGAGCAGUUGCAGAGAAGCAUCCUCGAACGAUCUGUGACCGACAUCCUGGCGCACCCAGACAUGAAUAUUGAGCAGUUCUUUAACAUGAUGAACCCGCUGAGCGGUACGGACAUUGAGACUACCUUCAACCCCGAGGUGCCGUCUCUCAGCGGCAUCGCCAUGAGCCAAGAGGAUAAGGCGAAGAUGUUCGCCGACAAGCUGGUUCUUCGCUACCUCCUCCAGCUCAUCGAAGCGGGCGAAGAGAAGAAGGAUGUUGCACAGAGGUUUGCCCUGUUCGCCAUCAAGUGGCUCGAUGGCAAGAUAGACGAUUCCGAGAUUACCAUCAGCCCCGAGGUCGACGAGGUGUUCAGCACGUGCCUCACGAUCAUGAAGGCGAUGUGCUGCAUCAUAGACCACAUCCAGGUCGUUGGCAAGACAUCUGUUUCCCGUCUGGUGGAGAACGCCAAGAAGAAAGGAGGCAAGCACAGCAUGUCCGGACUCGUCUACAACGCUUUGCAGAGCAACGUUUGGUACCAGUCCCAGUACAAGAAGUUCGUGGACAACAUGGACGGCCUCGAGAAGUGGGGCGACGUCAUUCACCUCCGCACGAAAGAGAUCGUCAAAGGCGAGGCCAACACUACUAGCGACCCCUAUGAGGUGUUGAAGGAGCUGGAGGAUAUGAAGAACGACCUUGAUACCAGCGUGUGGCUCCCAUACGCGUCGUCCAUCGAGGAUUGGUUGGUUGCGGCAUUCAAUUUCGGAGAUAUGCAUAAGUUGAUUUCUAAGGCUGGAGAAGCCCCCGCGAAGCAGAAGGCGAUGGCCGACGCCAUCCUGAGGGCAGUUCUGACCAUGAAGGCGUGCUUCCCUGGCAGGGAGGCAGAGCUCAAGACACGCGAGCAGACGGCGAUCGAGGUUGGCGCGGUCUUCGAGCACGAGAUGUUGCUCCAGCAGGCCAUGCAGACCCUCAGUGAGUUCAAGACCCUCGACCUCUCGAAGCCGCUGCUGAAUGACCACUGGGAAAAGGUUGCCCAGCUGGUGAGUCUCGUCCCCGAGGACUACGUCAAGGCGCGGGUCACGGACGAGUUCAACGAUGAAUUAGGUGAGAUUCUCAAGGCGGCCAUGGACCACGUGACUGCCAUAGAUGACACAUCCGCCUUCGCGGAGGUAUGCUCGACGGCUGAGCGCGUGUGGGCCACCAUCAUCACAUGGAACUGCACGGUCGAGAAGCUCGAUGAGACAGUCAAAGCUCUCGGCGCCAUCUCGAAGGCGAUCUCCGCCCAGCGCGCAUUCGUCGACAGCGGAGAGACGCCUGCCAUCCGUUCGAAGCCACACAAUCAGCGGACGUUGCUGACAGGUUUGAAGAACGCCGUCGCCUGUGUUCAGAAGCUCAGUCCUGCGAUCGAGAACGUCCAGAAGAAGACGCAGGCGACGAUCGACGACGCCCUGGAGCUGAUCAGCGCCCAGAAGGAGUUCGACAACAAUGAUUCCAUGAAUCGUGCCAUGAAGCAGUGCACCACGAUCACUGGCAUGAUGGGCGCCCCAGAUAAUCUUGCAGACGUGCCCUGGCGCAGGGGCGUGGCCGAGAAGAGCUCCUGGAAGGACCUCCAGGGCCACGCGGACGAGCGCCUCUUCAUUAUAGACGGGGCACGGUUCGAGCAUGAAGCAGAAAAUUUCGAGGCGGCCAUCGACGCCAUGAUUAAGGACUACGCUUUCCACGACACUGCUGUGCCAGAGGAGUUGCUGUCAAAGUACACGUGCACUCAGAAGGUUUCGAUCGUCCACAUGGUCGAGGGCUCCCUGCUGCACCACCUGGAGGAUGCAGAGACCAUGAAGAGCAAUGUCAAGGUCAGGCGCGUCGUCAAUGCUGAGUUCAAGAAGCUCAAGGACAAGGCUGGCCUGCAGCCCGCGGGCGUGGUGCACGACGCCAUCCGCCAGGUCGCGGAGCACGCCCGCGAGCACGGCGAGCUGCCCGCGGCAGGCAGCCUGGAGGAGGAGCCUGAAGCGGAGGUCGCCGCUCUGGACAUGGGCAGCCUGGACUGCCUGGAGCUCGCCAGCGGCAGCGGCCGCGGCGCAGCGGCGGUCGAUCUCUCCCCCUUCGCGCAGGACGACUGGAUGAAGUUCAACUGGGACAGCGGUGCAGCUAUCUCAGCAUUCCCUCGGAGCUUCGCGCCGCCGACGGGAAUGGAGGGCAACGGCAGCACGUAUCGUACGGCCAGUGGUGAGCUCGUCCCGGACGAGGGCAGCUUGCAGCUCAAGGCGGAGGACGAGUACGGAGUGCUACGAGCGCUCAAGGGACGCGUGACGAACGUGCACAAGCCGUUGAUCUCGGUGGGGCAGGCAGCAGGAGCUGGACAGUGUUCAUUCCUGGGCCGCAAUGGCGGCUGGAUAUUCCACGAGAAGAGCCCAAUCGGCAAGCGCGUGGUAGGCAUGCUCGAGAAGGAGGCGAAGGCGGCGAAGCACCAGAUGCUGCCGGUCUAUCGCGAGCAGGGUGUCUACAACUUCUACCUCAAGAAGGGCCAACAUGGCUCGGUUGCUCCUCUCGAGGAGGGACUUUCGGCAAAGUCCAAGUCCGAGCUGGUGGAGCUUCUCAGCGGCAAGUCGAAGGAGGAGCUGCUGGAGAUCCUCGAGAAGACAGACGACGAGACAGCGGUGCCGGUGGUCUCGUCUGACUACGCCUUCAUGGGCCAGGAUGACGCGGACACCAUGCCGAUGCUGGUCCUUAGGGAUAGGCGCUCGAAGAUGAUGGCAGCGACAUUCGUGGAGAAGAAGGGCGACGACGCCUAUGCCAUCAAGUUCUUCGCACGCUUCUUACGGAUCCUGGGCUACAGGAAGAUCGUCAACAAGUCCGACGGCGAGCCAGCGAUCCUGCUGGUCAAGAGGCGUGCGGUGGAGGAGGUUCCUGGCCUCGAGGCCAUUCCCCAGGAAUCGGCACCGGCCGAUCAUCAGGCCAAUGGGGAGAUCGAGGUCACGGUGCGCGAGAUCAAGAAGCAGGUGCGGGCGCUCAAGAUGGACCUGGAGUCCAAGCUGGGCGUCAAGGUGGAGGACAAGCACCCUGUGCUGGCGCACCUGCCGGAGCACGCCGCAUCGGUAAUCAACCGAUACCGGCGCGGCCAGGACGGCAAGACCGCUCUUCAGCGGCUCGCGGGACGGCAGUGGAGGAAGCCGGUCCCGCUCUUCGGCGAGCGCUUGAUGGCGCGGUUCGCCGGGGAGCGCGCGAGGAAGAACGCGCUGGAGGAGCAGAUGGUGGAGGCUCGCUACAUCGGCCACCACCCGCGCGACGGCUCGAUGAUGGUCAUCACGAGCGACGGCGUGAAGAAGGCGGUCGGCUUUCGCAGCCUGCCGCAGAGCGAGAAGUGGAUCACGGCGGGCUGGGAUGGCCUGAAGGGCCUGCCGUGGGACGUGGCUCCGCGCGCGGCAAGCGCGCCGCGGGCCAUCGUCGGACCUGGAGAGGUCGGUCCGCCACCAAUUGUGGUGGUGUCGCCGCAGCCGCAGGCGCCGAGGAGGAUGUACGUCCUCAAGGCGGACAUCGAGCGGCUGGGCGCAACGCCGGGAUGCCCAGGGUGCGUCUCGAUCGCCAAGCACGGCCGGGUGCUGGCUGGCCACGCGCACAACGCGGUGUGCAGCAAGAGGAUCUUCGAAGCGCUGGACGCGGAGGAGGCAGGCCGGGAGAGGACCGGCCAGUAUCGAGAGCGGAGGCAGGGCCAAGAGGCCAGAGUCCGACCGGCGGCAGCGGCCGCGGCAGGGACCCCUCCGCCGAAGACGGCUCGGAGGAUCACCGAGCCGGUGGCAGCGGCGGCAGCGGCAUCGGCCGCGCCGGCCGCGACCCGAUCGGCAGCAGCGCCAGCCGUGGCAGCCACAGCGGCGCGCAUGCGAGAGAGCCAGCCGGUAGCACCGGGCUUCGGCGUGGCGGCUCCUUCAGGAGGAGCGAGCUCCAGUUCGGGAGCGGCGCGAGCGGCAGAGGCCGCCGCGGAUGUCGACAUGACCGCGGCCAGGUCGCGGCUGAAGCGCUUGGCAGAGGUGGCCCCGGAUGACGUGCCGGAGGCCCUCGAGCGCGGUGAUCCACAGCCGGCAGACGUGCCGGUACCGGUGGACAUGGAGGAUCUCGCGGCGCAGCCGGCGCCAGCGGAAGGACCUCAGCUGCCAGCUGGAGUGGCAGUCGUGUGGAACGCCAGUGAGGGGAGGCACAUGCGGGUGCUCGCCCUCGAUGUGGCGUCGAUCGAGCUGGUUGAGCUCGGAGUGCUGACGAGAGCGAAGGCGGAGUUGCUCCCGCUCGUUCGCGAACAGGUCAGUGGCCAUUGGGCCAGCGCCGGCGUGGACAUCGCCGACGAAGAGGUGGACAGCAUCGCCCUAUCGGCGUUGCAGCUGGGCGCCGUGGACGUGGCCGAGGUGCACUCGCCACAUCGGUUCUCGGCUCGGGCAGCGGAAUUUCAGCUGCGCCCGGGCUUCGCGGCGGACCUGGAGGAACUCAAGGAGGACGGGGCGCCGUGGGACUUGCGGCGCCCCGAGGAUGUCAAGGAGCUCGAGAAGCAGCAGGAGCGGAUGGAUCCCAUCCUGCUCACGGGGUCCCCUCCAUGCGAGAAGUUCAGCUUGCUGAGGGGCCUGAGCGCCAAGUUCAGGACCGAUGAGCAGGAGGCGGCUGAGAUGGAGGAGGCCAGACACCACCUGAAGGUGGCAGUCGACGCCUACUGGCGUCAGCUCAGGAAGCCAGGCAGGUACUUCCUGCAUGAGCAUCCCUGGAGCGCGCGAUCGUGGAAUGAGGACAUCGUCAAGGAGCUGGUCGCGCAUCCAGGAGUCUUCACGGUCAAAGGCCCCAUGUGUCGGUGGGGCAUGAAGCUCACGAACCCACGCAGUGGCCAGGAGGAGUUCGUGCGCAAGGAGACCGGAUGGGUCACCAACCAUCCAGGCUUAGCCCGGAGGCUGCAGGGCACUUGCAGCAAUGUGGACGGCCGCGCGGAAUGGCAUCGCCACAUCACGCUCGUGGGCGGCAUCGCGCGGUUCGCGAAGGUCUAUCCACCGAAGUUGGUGGAGGCGGUGCUGGAGGAGCUCAAGGACACGCUGAAUGACGUGGGAGAGCUCAGCACCGCCCAGGUGCAGCAGUCGGGCCCAGUCCCUGUGGACGCGGCAGUGCCGCCCGGGGACUGGACGAGUUACUGGGACGACGUCAAUGGCGGCUACCUGGAGGCGGGCCUUGUGGCCCAGGCUCGCGCGGUCGAGCGCGAGUGGGUCAAGAAGCAGGAGCUGAUCGAGAUCGUCCCGAGGUCUCAGGCUUUCGCCGAGACUGGGCGUCCGCCCAUCCCACUCAAGUGGGUCGACACGAACAAGGGUGACGCGGAGAGGCCCAACUACAGGAGCAGGCUCGUCGUGAAGGAGAUCAAGGCGAAGAAGCGCCCUGACGAGCAGCUGGAGGCGUCCGAGGUCUUCUCGGCCAUGCCUCCUCUGGAGGCCAUGCGGUCGCUGGUCUCGCUGAUGGUCACGUGGACGCGGGAAGCACCGCUCCACAUUCAGGAGUCGCUUCGCAAGAAGGGCAGGAAGCCGGGCAACUUCAAGAUCGGCUUCUUCGACAUCAGCAGGGCGCACUUCUACGGGAAGGCGCAGCGGAGGAUCUUCGUGGAGCUGGAGGAGGAGAGUCGCAAGGAGUACGGCGAGGACAAGUGCGGCCUACUCCUCAAGUCCUGGUACGGCACGCAGGACGCCAGCAAGAUCUGGCAGGGCGACUACACGGAGCUGCUGGAGGAAAAUGGAUACAAGGCGGGCGUGUCGUGCCCAGCGGUCUUCUACAAGGAGGUGGACGAGACGAGGCUGCUGGGGCACGGCGACGAUUUCGCGGUGCUGGCUCAGCAGCAGGACAUCGACAGCUUCGAGGCCACGCUGGGCAAGAAGUACGAGUUCAAGAAGACUGCGAACCUAGGCUUCGACGAGGGCGAUGACAAGCAGGCGGUCUUCCUGAAUCGGGUCAUCGAGGUCAGUGCGGGAGUUCCGCCUGGCGGUGGCCGGCCCUGCCGGCAUGCGAUGAUCGAGCCGGACAAGCGGCACGCGGAGAUCGUGAUCGACGAGUUGGGUCUCAGCAAGGCCAACGGCGUGGACACGCCGACGGAGAAGCGCAGCGCCGACAAGCAGAUGAUGGAUGCGAAGUCGGCGACGUUGGGAGCAGCGGAAGCUUCGCGCUUCCGAUCCCUCACCAUGAGGGUGGCCUACCUGUCUCAGGACAGGCUGGACUUGGCAGAGGCAUCGAAGACGCUCGCUAGGUCCAUGCAGACGCCAACGGAGGCGAGCUGGCUCAUGCUCAAGAGGGUUGGCCGCUACCUUAAGCGGCAUCCUAGCACGGUGACGGUUUUCACGGAGCAGAAGAUGUUCGACAAGAUCCGGGUGUACGUGGACUCUGAUCAUGCAGGCUGUGCAGUCACGCGGAAGAGCACCGGAGGCUUCGUGGCGAUGCUAGGGCAUCAUGUAGUCAAGCACGGCAGCAACCUGCAGUCGACGGUUUCAUUGAGCAGCGGGGAGAGCGAGUACUACGCCCUGGUGAAGGGCGGGAGCGUGGGCCUAGGCCUUCACAGCCUCUUCGCGGACUGGGGGCUGGACCUGAAGGUGGAGCUCGCCUCGGAUUCAUCGGCGGCCCGGGGCCACGUCCAACGGCGAGGUCUCGGGAAGAUGCGGCAUGUUCAAUCUCGAUACUUGUGGAUCCAGGAGCGUGUUGGUAAGGGCGACCUCUCGAUCGCUGCGGUUCCUGGCAAGAACAAUGUCGCGGACGUGCUGACCAAGAGCGUGGGUGGAUCCCUUUUGAGGAGACACAUGGCGACGCUGAACAUCUGGGAUCGGGCACCGAGUUCGACUCAGAAG
Messenger RNA from Prorocentrum cordatum, 11480 nucleotides. The record is from the annotation of a GenBank genome assembly. NCBI's taxonomy places the organism in Eukaryota, Dinophyceae, Prorocentrales, Prorocentraceae.